Molecule: messenger RNA, 1818 nt
Organism: Zingiber officinale
Lineage: Eukaryota; Viridiplantae; Streptophyta; Magnoliopsida; Zingiberales; Zingiberaceae
Exons: 5
Coding region: 392-1132 (246 amino acids)
Source: RefSeq, a predicted model, not a curated record
CAAUGGAUCUCUCGAUAGCGAUGUGGACGGCGACUAUCGUUGGCGCUGUCACGGUCUACGAUGAUUUGGGGAGUAUCAGAGCAGCAACACAAUAAGAAGGUUGAGGCGACCAUCUUCUCACAUUGCACUCAGAUGUGCUCAACCAUCUUCUCACAUACUCUCCCCUCUCCGUCAAGGUCGAGCGGGUAUGGUCCGGAUCCAAGAACGCUCGAUACUCCGACGGCUUAACUCUCUCAAUCCCCUUCUGCCUUGACUACAUCAAAUAUGAGAAUAAUUGAAGACCCCCCUGUUUGAGUUAUUGUCGUUCUUUUUUUUUUUUUUUUUUUUUUUGCCCUAAUUGGAAUUGGAAUCGGAUUCGGGAUGUAAUCUACAACGCGCUCCACAGCGCUGGAUGUCAUCUUUUUGCUCCACCCUACUUCCGCGCUCUCAUUGUCCAACCCGCACCCCUCCACUCUUCACUCUCCCUCUUUUGUUAGAGUUCCUGCGAUCCGCUCCUUCGGCUAAGCGCAAGAUGGCCAACCCCUUCCUCCUCUUCUUGCCGAUCGCGUCUUGUUUUCUACAGAUUUGGACAUCGGAUGUGCUAUUCUACGAGUCGUUUGAUGAACCUUUUGAUGGUCGGUGGAUCGUCUCAAGGAAGGGGGACUAUGGAGAACGAGUGUAUGAACCAGUAAAAGCUCAAAAAAUCCAUGUCGUCAGAGAAAUGAAGAUCCAGAGAAAUAUAAUGACGACAAGCAAAGAUCGACAAGAUCCAACGACAACAACCGUGAGAGUAAACCUGCUGAAAGAGCUGCGAGAAAUCCUACAUCAGACAGGAGGUUGGCAUCGGAAGCCUUCUCAUGAUGAUGUAGCAGUGCCACCUUUUGCUGAGUGGGAUGAGAAUGAUCCGGCGUCCGGUGAGAAGUAUACUGGCAUCUUCAAGUUGAUAGCUGAAAAUCGAAGAACUCCAGGAACCCCAUAUCAGCCACCGGAGCCAAACAUUCAACCGGAAACUACUACAGAAGCUCAGGUAAUCACCACAUCAUAUUUCCUUAACAAGUUGAUGCAGAGACUAGUUUACAAUCAUAUUUGUAGUAGAGACUACGAUCUUUACAAUGAGAAAUCUCAAAUGCAGCAGCUAGAUGUGCUGCAGUAAUAGUUGCAUUUAACUAGUAGUUACUGCACAUCGUAACUGUCCUAAUUGUAGGAGGAAUCAGGCUUACAGAGGCUUCACUUUCUGCAAUUGAAGCUUUAUGAACUCUACCAUUUAACCGCAAUGGUUUUCCUGCUUAACUUCUUUGCUUCCUCAUAUUUUUCCCAAUUUUUUUGCUUCCGUUACAAUGGUAGGCACUCAUAUUAACCGGAACUAAAGUUGUGUUUGCGGAAGAUAUAUCCAAGAUAAAAUUAUAGUGGAAGAAAUGAUUCACAGAAUCUACCUCCAAAAAUUUUGAGAUCUGCCUUGGCUAUUUUUUUUAAAUGUUGCUAUUAUUGGUUUCUAGUUGUUGAUCGGUCAUGUAAAUUUGUUGUUUAUGAAAAAAAAAAAGUUGCAGUUUCUUAGAUAUUUUAUUCUUUUUACUGAAUUUUGCUUCUGUAAAAUGCUUUACCACAUACACCAUAUUUUUCUCUUCCAUUUACUUCUUCCAGAGUUUACUCUUAACUUACUGCUUGCAUUACUAAUCCUUUCUUAACCUUCACUGAUGGUUUUUUUUUCUGUUUGAAAUUACGAUAGCUCAUUCUCAUAAAUGGGAUAAUCUAGUGACUUUGUUUUCAUGCAUUUUUUACCUUUUCUAUAUGUUGUUAAUAAUAGAUGACAAUCUGAGAGAUAGCACUUUAUUUUUGGUA